AUGGCGCUGAAGGCCGUGCUCGUGUCCGACGUGCCGAACCUCGACCAUGUCUCGGAAAGUCCCACCACGUUGCGAUCCUCCUCGCGCCUCCCUCUCAAUGGUAUUUCCAGGGGAUUUCUCCCUCCUCACGCUCUCCCUUCCCCGCCAUUCACCUUCUUGGAUCUGACGGACGGUGCUCUCGUCCAAUUUCAGAGAGCGCGCGGGAGUCGUCCCAGUCAUCGAAGUUCACGGUGAUCGGCCACAGGGGGAAAGGAAUGAACGCCCUGGCGUCGCCAGACCCCAGGUUGAAGAUCGUCAAGGAGAACACGGUCCUGUCCUUCAACGAGGCCGGUCGCUUCCCCGUCGACUUCGUCGAGUUCGACGUUCAGGUAUACGCACACACGUCGACGCGCAAUCCUGAGUUCCUGCUCUUGCCUUUCGCGUUCUCCGCGAGUUCCCGCCGUCGUCUCGCCCGUCAGAUCCUGACUUCCUGCCUUGUGAUUGCCCUUCGAGGCGCCGCUCUCUAGUCCGUCGGAGAUCUAUGGGGGACCCCUUCAUCCUUCAAACCCUUCCCACCUCGAACAUACCUCCUCUGCCGUCGCCGCGGUUCGCCGCGGAUCUAGUGGAAAAGAGGAUGCGCAGAUUCGUUGUCCUUCUGCGGGAAAGAAACAAAAAUAGGCUCUCUGUACUACGUGGAUCCACCUCGGCCGUCCCCAACUGCCCAUCGGCCUGCCGGGUAAAUUACCGUCGCCGCCUUUGACCCAUCCUGCGUUCUCUUCGUGGGGGCAACCAGGAUCAGGACGGAAGAGCCUCAACUACUUCUCUGCUCUCUCCCUCGUGCCGUCGCCGAUGCCGACGACGCUCCGCAUCGUCUUGUCCAAUCCUGGAUAAUUCAUCGGAGAUAUCUGCUGGUAGAGUGGGGUCGAUGAGAUUAUUGACAAAGCUACCUUUCUUGGGGAGAAAAGUCCAUCGAACAGGGUGAAUGCAUUCUUCGUUUGGUUGAUCUCCUCCGUCAUCACAAAACCAGAUGCCUCUGUUCAGAUAAUUCCCUCAAAAAUCAAGGACCCGAUGUGCCUAUCGAUCACCCAUUGAUCCCUACUGACUGUUAUUAUCUUUUAAAUCGAUUUCUGCGUUGCUUCCGGAGUUCGGUCCUUGUGGAACACCGUAUGAUGUGCUGACUGGUUUAUUUUUCUCUUAAAUAAUUUGGGUGAUCGGAAAACCUUAGAAGAGAUACCUGGAUGUGGUUUUCUCAGGUGACGAAAGAUGGAUGCCCGGUCGUCUUUCACGAUAACUUCAUCCUCACCGACGAAGGAGUAAGGCUCCUUCCUCCUUCCCCCCUGCGAUUUCUUUCUCAUCCACGGGCUCGAGAAACCGAUGCUCAUGGAAAUCUUCGAUCGCAGGGAAUCUUAUCGGAGAAACGAGUUACAGACCUGCAUCUCGAGGAAUUCCUUUCUUACGGGCCCCAGAAAGAUUCGAGCAAGGUAUGUGGGACUCCUCCCAUCCCAUCCGUGUAAAUUGCAGAAGUUCACUCACCCGUUGCCGUGUCUGACUAUUCUUGGAUGUCCUCAGACCGGCAAAUCGCUAUACAGGAAGGCUAAAGACGGAAAACUGUUCAGCUGGAAUGUGGAACACGACGACCCUCUCUGCACGCUGCAGGAGGUAUUCCUUAAAGUCCACUCCAGGUUGGGGUUCAACAUAGAACUCAAGUUCGACGACCAUGUUGCUUACGGCGAGGAGGAACUCGUUCAGACUCUGCAGACCAUCUUGCGGGUACCCAUCAGAUUCUUUCUCUACAGUGGCCAGUGGAUAUGGAAUCGUCGGUCGGGGUUCCCAUUUUUCUGACCAUGGUGUUCAUCUCCCCGUUGACCAGGUAGUGUUCGAGCUCGGCAACGAGCGGCCCAUUCUCUUCUCCAGCUUUCAUCCUGAUGCAGCCCAUCUGAUGAGGAAACUACAGAGCAAAUACCCCGUAAGAACUCGACCUUGACCUUCCCCUUUUAGGUCAGCCCGCGGGCCUCCACCGCGCCCGCAGAUUGGCUCAGCCUCUCAUGGGGGGAGGUCGUCGCAGGUGUUCUUCCUCACCAACGGGGGCAACGAAGCGUACAGCGACGAAAGAAGGAACUCUCUGGACGAGGCCAUCAAGCACUGUGUUGCCAGCCAGCUCCACGGAAUAGUCUCUGAAGUGAGGGGAGUCUUCAGAAACCCUUCCCUCAUUCCCAGAAUCAAGGAAUUCAACCUCUGUCUCCUCACCUACGGUCAACUCAAGUGAGUUCCUCCCGGCGGCCUCGUCUCCAGAAGACAAGGAAGAACAGCUCCCAUUUUAUUGACCUUUCUUCUGUUCUUCUCCCCUCCAGCAACGUGGCGGAGGCCGUCUACAUGCAGCACCUCAUGGGCAUCGACGGCGUCAUCGUGGACCUCGUCCAGGAGAUCACCGAGGCCGUCUCGGACUUCGCCGGAGAUGGAGACGACGACUCAUUUCAGACGGACGCCGACGGCAAGCAGCGGCCGGCCCCCAGGCCCAAGUUCUCACAGCGGGAGCUCUCCUUCCUGCUGAAGCUCAUACCCGAGCUGGUGCACCACCCCUGA
Molecule: messenger RNA, 2562 nt
Organism: Spirodela intermedia
Lineage: Eukaryota; Viridiplantae; Streptophyta; Magnoliopsida; Alismatales; Araceae
Source: the annotation of a GenBank genome assembly